Molecule: messenger RNA, 1516 nt
Organism: Pocillopora damicornis (cauliflower coral)
Lineage: Eukaryota; Metazoa; Cnidaria; Anthozoa; Scleractinia; Pocilloporidae
Source: RefSeq, a predicted model, not a curated record
AAGUUAAAAAGUUUUAACAAAAUCAAGGUAUUGUGUUUCCUUUGCAGCCGGAACUUUUAGAGGAUAAAGGGCCUAGUUAUCAACGAACUAAUUCACAGUUAGGCUUACAAGUGCCUAUAAACACAGUUCCAACAUAGCACGCAAGUAAGAGCCAGUUUUGUCUAAAGAUCUCGUACUCCUGGAAACAUUCCUCCGAGGGACUCGUGUAGGAUAAACUCGAAAAUGCCUCAACAACAGCAUCCUAAGACAGCUUCAAAGAAAAGAAGUAACGAGGAAGCGUGGAAUGGAUGUCCAGAGAAAAAGGAAAAAUUGGAUUCUGAAACAGCAGGAGCUGAGACAACCCCAACCAAACAAGAUAAAGAAGACGGCAUCGGAAUGUCUGUGGAAUUGCGUACUGAUGAGAGAAGAGAAAGUUUUCCUUAUUGUGUACAAUCCCUGCUUCGUGAAGGCCUACCACUCAGGCCUGGACAACCUGUUGGCAACCUCUUGAAGGCUCAUGAACAUGGAAAAGGUCAAAAAACGAUAACUGUAAACUUCACAGGAACCAGUCCGCACGAUCAACUAACAUCGUUCCUUUUGGUGAAAGACGAAGAUACAGUUUCGCACGUCUUUAAGUACUGUUCAGGAAAAGACAAUUAUUACCUGGCUGUGAGGAAGGCCCGCCCUGAUGUGAUCUUUCGUAGACUUCAAAACUUUCCAAGAAACGAAAAAUAUUUCUUCCUUCUCAAAGAGGUCAACGAUAAAGGUAACUACUUCACAAUCCAGUCCGUAAAAAACAAGGAGUACCUAUACUGCGAAGAAAAUGGUAACGUCAGUAUGAAGGUGGCAGGCAAAAAAAUGAGUAAUGGAGUACCUGAAGAUCGGGCUAUGUGGUUCUCCUUUUUAGAUUAUCAGCAACAAGGGCAUUCAGACCUUAUUCACGAACAAAAAACGUAUACUGAGAUUUCGUUGAGUUUGAGUGUUUCGUGCAACGACCACGAAGAUACACGUGAAAAGCAGACCACGGUCCAUGAAAGUGGGCCUGCUGAUGACUCGGAAAAAGAAGCCCCGAAAGGUCCAGGAGAGCAGCACAUAACUGAGGAUAUUGACCAGGGUGAAAGGGAAGACUCACAGAGGCGAAAACAUGAAGGACCGGAGGAAGGAGACCAUGACCAGGGUAAAACAGAGGACCUUGCAGGAGGAAACUCUGAGGGUCUGAAGGAUGUGUGCGACGCAGAUCAACGGGAAGGAGACUCUGAGGGAACUGCUAAAAAUCAAUAGGAAGAACUCUGAUUAAGCAGAGAAGUGUAACUCUAUAGACACCGAGACACUUACUUCAGAGUAAAACCAAAGCUGGAAAAUGAAUUAGUACUAAAGGCAUGCCUGAUUUUAAAGCUAUUAGUUGAGGAGGUGAAGUACAUCGUAAAAGGGUUGAUAACAUUAUUCAGUUCAGAUACAAUAGGAUAAUUUUCCGUAAUUAUAAGUUAAAAUACUUCUCAGUUUAACUAGAAAUUAUUAAAAAUUAUAACGAACAGGA